UAUUGUCAAAUGGCUGUAUAGUUUUGGUUGGUUGUUUUUGAACCCAAAGUGAAAUUACAUCUCUCUCACUCGCUCCCUCUGAUAAACUCAACUUAUCCAUUUUAUUUUUUUGCUUUCCAUCGCCUGGUUUCAAUUUGGUUUUUUUCAUUUUUGCAUUUGGUAUUGACUAUAUAUCACAUACACACACUAUAUACUACGUAUUUCUGGUUGUGUUUGGUCUUAUCUUGAGUUUUUUUUGUUGGUUGGGCUCCUCUCAAAAACGAAAAAAAAAAUCAUCAGUAAAUUUUUGUUUUAAUAGUCAUAUUAUUAUUAAUCGAAAGAUUCAUCAUUGCUACGACCGCUAUCGGCUUUAAGAAAUUUUUUUUACCAUCAAAAAAAUCCAAUUUGAUUGACGACACUAUUCAAUUCGAAAUUCGACUGUGUUUCAAUUCGAUUCUAUUUAUCAUCAAUUCUUCAUAAUAAACAAACAAAUAAUACAUUCAUAAUGUCUAAUGAAGCUGAAUUAUCACCCGUUUAUGCACCAUUUUUCGGUGUACUUGGUGCCGCAUCAGCCAUUGUAUUUAGUUCAUUUGGUGCAGCAUAUGGUACGGCAAAAUCUGGUACCGGUAUUGCUGCUAUGGCCGUUAUGAGACCUGAAUUAAUUAUAAAAUCAAUUAUUCCUGUUGUUAUGGCUGGUAUUAUUGCUAUUUAUGGUUUGGUUGUUGCAGCUAUUAUAGCUAAUAGUAUUGGUGAAGGUGGUCUUGAAACGGGUGGUUAUCAUUUAUUUAAAGGAUUUUUACAUCUUGGUGCUGGUCUUUCCGUUGGUCUAUCCGGUUUAGCAGCCGGUUUUGCAAUUGGUAUUGUUGGUGAUGCUGGUGUUCGUGGUAUAGCACAACAACCACGUCUUUUUGUCGGUAUGAUUCUUAUUCUUAUUUUUGCCGAAGUAUUGGGUCUUUAUGGUUUGAUUGUUGCAUUGGUUUUGGCAACCAAAAACUGAAAACAAAAA
Messenger RNA from Dermatophagoides pteronyssinus (European house dust mite), 985 nucleotides. RefSeq names its product V-type proton ATPase 16 kDa proteolipid subunit c-like. Gene Ontology annotation, cellular component: proton-transporting V-type ATPase, V0 domain. Gene Ontology annotation, molecular function: proton-transporting ATPase activity, rotational mechanism. Gene Ontology annotation, biological process: proton transmembrane transport. NCBI's taxonomy places the organism in Eukaryota, Metazoa, Arthropoda, Arachnida, Sarcoptiformes, Pyroglyphidae. The record is from RefSeq and is a predicted model, not a curated record.